Drosophila santomea is the source of this 4100-nucleotide messenger RNA. RefSeq names its product open rectifier potassium channel protein 1 (gene Ork1). The coding region runs from base 678 to 3626 and encodes 982 amino acids. The transcript is spliced from 7 exons. Gene Ontology annotation, molecular function: potassium ion leak channel activity. Lineage: Eukaryota; Metazoa; Arthropoda; Insecta; Diptera; Drosophilidae. Gene Ontology annotation, biological process: potassium ion transmembrane transport; stabilization of membrane potential. The record is from RefSeq and is a predicted model, not a curated record. Gene Ontology annotation, cellular component: membrane.
AUUUUAUUAAUGCCGCGUUCGUUUGCCGUGCGGCUUUGAGCUUUUCCGCUCUGAUUUUUUUCCUAAUUUAAGUUUCGCACUCGGAGAGCUCGUUUUGAACUUCUUAUUUUGUUAAACUUCGCCGAAGUGAAGUAACGUAACGGUGAAGCUCUUGCCGUUCUUUCUAUCUGCACUAACGGUUUCUUUCAGUCCUGGCGGGAAAUCGGGAAAACGGGAAGAGAGAAGGCGACUUUAAAGCUCGGCUGGAAAUUGUCGAAAACGAAACGGAAAAGCGAAAAAGAAACCGAAACAGAAAUAGCGGUUAGCGGGCAGCGACGUCGGCGCCUACGCCUACGCCGACAGAGACUGGAAACCGACGUGAGCUUGGAGCAGCGUUCCAUUUAAAUCAGAACGGUUACGGGAAUCGAGAAGCGACGGAGCGACGUCACCGCCGCCGAUCGUCACCGUUAACAAAAAGUGUCAACCUCGCAGUGGCAGCGCCUCAAUUCAGCGUGCACCGCUUAACGGUAACGGUCCUGCGACGCGAUCGCUCAGUCUUCCAGUGUUCGCGAUUCUCUUCUAUUUCGUUAAAAAAAAAAAAUUAAAAGAAGAAACUACCCACAAGUCAGCGAAAGGCGAAAGCCGACGGUUCUUGCGAGUGUUUAUUUUUUUGCAACAAUUUUCUAUCGUAGUGCGACAUGUCGCCGAAUCGAUGGAUUCUGCUGCUCAUCUUCUACAUAUCCUACCUGAUGUUCGGGGCGGCAAUCUAUUACCAUAUUGAGCACGGCGAGGAGAAGAUAACGCGCGGCGAGCAGCGCAAGGCGCAAAUAGCAAUCAACGAAUAUCUGCUGGAAGAGCUAGGGGACAAGAACACGACCACCCAGGAUGAGAUUCUCGAACGGAUCUCGGCAUACUGUGACAAACCGGUUACCCUGCCGCCGACGUAUGAUGACACGCCCUUCACGUGGACCUUUUACCACGCCUUCUUCUUCGCCUUCACCGUCUGCUCGACGGUGGGAUAUGGCAACAUAUCGCCCACCACCUUCGCCGGACGGAUGAUCAUGAUAGCGUACUCGGUGAUUGGCAUCCCCGUCAAUGGAAUCCUCUUUGCCGGCCUGGGCGAAUACUUUGGACGUACGUUUGAGGCGAUCUACCGACGUUACAAGAAGUACAAGAUGUCCACGGACAUGCACUAUGUUCCGCCGCAACUGGGAUUGAUCACCACGGUGGUGAUUGCCCUGAUUCCGGGAAUAGCUCUCUUCCUGCUGCUGCCCUCGUGGGUGUUCACCUACUUCGAGAACUGGCCCUACUCCAUCUCGCUGUACUACAGCUAUGUGACCACCACGACUAUUGGAUUUGGUGACUAUGUGCCCACCUUCGGCAGCAACCAGCCCAAGGAGUUUGGCGGCUGGUUCGUGGUGUAUCAGAUCUUUGUGAUCGUGUGGUUCAUCUUCUCCCUGGGAUACCUGGUGAUGAUCAUGACAUUCAUUACUCGUUUUGUCGAAAGGGAAAUAGAAAGAAGCCGAAGAAUAAGGCUAAGACUGAGCAGAAAGAGAAGAGCAGCCGAUCCUGUGUACACCGAUGUAGAUAUCGCCUACACACUGCCACGUUCCAAUUCGUGUCCGGAUCUGAGCAUGUACCGCGUGGAGCCGGCUCCCAUUCCCAGCCGAAAGAGGGCAUUCUCCGUGUGCGCCGACAUGGUGGCGGCCCAAAAGGAGGCGGGCAUGGUGCACGCCAAUUCCGAUACGGAGCUAAGCAAACUGGAUCGCGAGAAGACGUUCGAGACGGCGGAGGCGUACCGCCAGACCACCGAUUUGCUGGCCAAGGUGGUCAGUGCACUGGCCACAGUGAAGCCACCGCCGGCAGAGCAGGAGGAUGCGGCGCUCUAUGGUGGCUAUCAUGGCUUCUCCGACUCCCAGAUCCUGGCCAGCGAAUGGUCGUUCUCGACGGUCAACGAGUUCACAUCACCGCGGCGUCCAAGAGCACGUGCCUGCUCCGAUUUCAACCUGGAGGCACCGCGCUGGCAGAGCGAGAGGCCACUUCGUUCCAGCCACAACGAAUGGACUUGGAGCGGCGACAACCAGCAGAUCCAGGAGGCAUUCAACCAACGCUACAAGGGCCAGCAGCGCGCCAACGGAGCAGCCAACUCGACCAUGGUCCAUCUGGAGCCGGAUGCUUUGGAGGAGCAGCUGAAGAAACAAUCACCGGGUGCCGGUCGCGUCAAGAAGUUCUCCAUGCCGGAUGGCCUGCGUCGCCUGUUUCCCUUUCAGAAAAAGCGACCCUCGCAGGAUCUGGAGCGCAAGUUGUCCGUGGUGUCGGUGCCCGAGGGUGUCAUCUCGCAGCAGGCCAGAUCUCCGCUGGAUUACUACAGCAACACGGUCACAGCAGCCUCAAGUCAAUUCUAUUUGCGCAACGGACGCGGUCCGCCACCGCCCUUCGAAUCGAAUGCCAGCUUGGCCAGCGGCGGCGGCGGGCUGACCAACAUGGGCUUCCAGAUGGAGGACGGAGCCACCCCGCCAACGGCAUUGCCAGGCGGCGGAGCCUAUCAACGCAAGGCAGCUGCUGGCAAGCGCCGACGCGAGAGCAUCUACACCCAGAAUCAAGCCCCAUCCGCUCGCCGGGGCAGCAUGUAUCCACCCACCGCCCACGCCCUGGCCCAGAUGCAGAUGCGCCGCGGCAGCCUAGCCACCAGUGGCUCUGGAUCGGCGGCCAUGGCAGCGGUAGCCGCGCGUCGUGGGAGCCUCUUCCCGGCCACAGCGUCGGCAUCUUCGUUGGCCUCUGCUCCGCGUCGUAGCAGCAUAUUCUCUGUUACCUCCGAGAAGGAUAUGAAUGUGCUGGAGCAGACGACCAUCGCGGAUCUGAUUCGUGCGCUGGAGGUGGUGCACACCCAUGCGGUGCUCGAUGAACAGCAACAGGCGGCAGCGGCUGGAGGAGCUGCAGUUGGAGGCGGUGCAUCGAAGGGUAGUCGCAAGCAGCGCAAGAUGGGCAAUGCUGGACUGGAACCACCGCAGCUGCCGCCGAUCCUGUCGCUCUUUGCUGGCGAUCAAACGAGGACACUGCAGGCGGCGGCUGCCAACCGGCUGUACGCCCGUCGCUCCACCAUUGUGGGCAUAUCGCCCACUGGAGGAGCAGCCACCGGACCGGCAGCCAGAUCGCUGCUGGAGCCGCCACCCAGCUACACCGAAAGAGCCGCAAAUCAAAGCCAAAUAGCAGCUGGAAACACUGUUUCCGGUUCAACGAAUGCGCCAGCUGUGCAGAGCAAGUUCCGUCGCCGCUUUAGUGUAAGACCGACUGCUCUGCAGAUUCCACCGGGACAGGCACCGCCACCAGGUGCCAGUUUGAUGGAGCAGUCCUCGCAGUCGGCGCUCCAGCGACGCCUCUCGCUGCGACCCUCGCCACUGGCCCGCGAACUGUCGCCCACCUCACCGCCCGGCGGCAGUGGAAGCGCCUUGCCAGCGGGUGCCAUAGAGGAGUCCGGCGGAACGUCCGCUCAACGGCUGCUACCCCUGCCGGCCGGAACGAGACCCAGCACCAGCAGCACCCACUCGCCGCUCUCCAGGAUCGUGCAGAUCUCGCAGGCCCAGCGCAAGAGCAGCAUGCCCAGCGCAGCGGCAACGGGUUCCAGUGGGGCGCCCGGCGAGAAGUAGUUAGUUUUGUUAUACGUAAGAUGUAUUGCCAACUCGUAUAUGUCCACGUCCAGCGGUAUUGCUUCGCCAAAUUUCACAGCAUGUAUCCCACAUAGUCGAUUAGGCUGCCAAAAGUCCUUAGUUGUUAUGCUAAAGUUAUCCUCAACAUAUUUACAUGCGUAUAUCCAGUUAUCCUAGUUGUAUGUACUUUUAGAACUAUCUCUCUCUCUCUCUCUCUCUAUUGUUAUCCUGUAUUUAUACCCAUCUGUAUCUGUAUCUUUAUCUAAACAAAAUAUCUGUAUAUAUUCUUCUAUGUUUAUUGCUAAGAAGACGCUUAUAUGAACAAAACGAUCCGCAUGUUUUCAAGCAUUCAAUUGGGACCGACAGAGGAUCUCGAAUUGUGUGUAGUUUCAUUUAGCUCUUACAGUGACUUUCACAAAUUCCACAAAACCUUCCAUAUGCUGUUAUAUAAUAAAGAUAAUCUGUGAAAAUGUA